Molecule: messenger RNA, 798 nt
Organism: Daphnia pulicaria
Lineage: Eukaryota; Metazoa; Arthropoda; Branchiopoda; Diplostraca; Daphniidae
Product: cuticle protein CP14.6-like
Exons: 3
Coding region: 98-562 (154 amino acids)
Cellular component (GO): chitin-based extracellular matrix
Molecular function (GO): structural constituent of chitin-based larval cuticle
Source: RefSeq, a predicted model, not a curated record
CCUCGUGGAGGAGGGCCUGGCCUCACAUUUUCUGGAAUGUAUAAAACGCCAGGCGGAGUACAGAAGAGCGUCGCACAUCACCUCAAGCAUCCGCACAAUGAAGGUAUUUGUUUUAGCAGUUCUCAUCGGCGUAGUGGCCGCCAUGCCGCAGGAUGCGGCUAAACCGCCAGUUGAAAUCAUCACGUCCGAGAGCGAAGGACCCAAUUUGGACGGCAGUUACAAAUUCAAGUUCGAAACGGCCGAUGGCGUGAAACGCGAAGAGGAAGGAGCCCAGAAACAGAUCGGAGAAGAGUCUGGAGCGACGUCCCGAGGCUCGUGGUCCUACACGGCGCCGGAAGGUGACAAGAUCGAGCUGACCUUCGUCGCCGACGAAAACGGGUUUCAGCCGCAGGGCGCUCACCUUCCCGUGGCUCCCGAGCCGUCGCCGGCCAUCAAGCGAGCCUUGGCCAUCAUCGCCCGAACCAACGCCGCCGACGAGGCCCGCGCUGCCGGCAUGAGCACCAAGCAGAAACUCCAAAUGCUCGGCCUCCUCGACCAGAGACUUGGCCUCAAUCGUAAAUAAAUUGUCAUUCCCCAAUUUCACAAUCAAACCCCCAAUCGAUGCGCUCCCGUGCGCACAAAACCCCCCAACUUUUGUUUAUAUUGCAAUUUUUUUUCGAUUAAAACAAAAAAACGAACAAAAACCAAAAGAAAAAAUUGACCAACCACUAAUACUCGAUGAUGAAUCUUGGGCCUCCUCUUUUUAUAGUGAUACUUUUGGAAAAGACCGUCAUUAAAAUAAACGAGAUGAAAGAGUGA